AUGAAAUCUUUGAAAUAUUGUUUUCAGCCGUUAGUUUUGAACCGACUUCCAUCUUAUAUAUUAUCGACUUCUCGCCGAUGCCUAGCGACGGAACAGAGCAAAGAGGUAAAAGGUGAAGUUCCAGGCGAAAUAGGUCCAUCAGCGCCAGAACUUCAAGUUAAUAAUCUUACCGGUGAACAUGAACAUGUUGUUGAAAUUGCUCUCAAUCGUGCAGAAAGACGUAACGCACUUGGUAAAGAAUUGCUUGCUCAGUUGGAUGCGACAAUGGACAGCAUUAAAGAGAAUCAGAAAAUUCGAUGUGUUCUCUUUCAUAGUUUGGUUCCGAAUGUCUUCUGUGCUGGUGCGGAUCUGAAGGAACGACUUACUAUGCCUCAAGAAGAAGUCGGACCAUUUGUGUCAAAGAUCAAAGAGAUAUUUUCAAAAAUCUUUGGCUUACCGAUACCAACUAUUGCAGCACUUGAUGGUUUGGCACUCGGUGGCGGUCUCGAAUUAGCUUUGGCUUGUGAUAUUCGCAUAGCCGGUAAGGAUUUUUGCAAUGGUAAAUUGAUGUUUCAACAGAAUUUUCUAGCGCAAAAUGCUAAACUCGGUUUAACAGAAACAAAACUUGGUAUUAUUCCCGGUGCGGGUGGUACACAACGAUUACCUCGACUGAUCGGUGCAGCCAAAGCGAAAGAAUUGAUCUACACCGGACGAGUUUUAGAUGGACAGCAAGCGUAUGACAUUCGUCUUGUUAACGAAGUGGUCAAACAAAAUGAACAAUCGAAUGCAGCAUACAAACGUUCACUAGAAAUUGCACGAGAAAUCGUUCAACAGGGACCAUUAGCUGUUCGAAUGGCUAAACAAGCAAUCAAUAAAGGUAUCGAAGUUGACCUUCAAACAGGUCUUGAUGUCGAAGAAGGUUGCUAUGAUACCGUGUUAACAUCUGAAGAUCGCAUUGAAGAUUUUCAUAUUAUGGUGGGAUAUGAUCCAGGGAAAAAGAAUCUAACCAAUAGUCAAAUUUUACUUGCGAGUUCGACAUCAGGUUUUGUUUCACGUUUUCUUUUACAACCGAUUGAUGUGGUUAAGAUUCGUUUUCAACUUCAAAUUGAACCAAUUCGUCAACAGGCAGGUUCAAAAUAUCAGAGUCUAUUUCAAACGAUUCGAUUGAUCCAUCGCGAAGAAGGGAUUCGAGCUUUUUGGAAAGGACAUAUCGCUGCACAGAUUCUUUCCAUUUCAUAUACUACCUCACAAAUGUUGGCCUUUGAAAAGGUUACUCAACAGCUCAGUGAACUGUUUCCUGGUGCAGGUUCAUCAACAGCUGAGAAAUCACUCGUACAUUUUAUCGCUGGAUCGAUUUCUGCUGGGGUCGGUGUGAUUAGCUGUCAACCGAUGGACGUCUUACGCACAAGAUUUGUUGGUCAAGGUGAACCGAAGAAUUCUUUUGUGUUAAACAUCUAUACGUCCUAUAUGCAAGCUAUUCAUCGUGUCUGGACUUGUGAAGGCUUUCAUGGGUUCUACCGAGGAUUAAUUCCGGCUAUUAUUCUCUACGCACCUGUUUCUGCACUUACAUUUGGAUUCUAUGAAUUCUUCAAUCGAGCAUGGGAUCAUUUGCCACAUAAUCGAUUCGACUCUUUAAAACAUCUAUCUAAUGGUGGUGCUGCUGGCCUAUUAGCUAAGCUUGUUGUUUAUCCAUUUGAUUUAACUAAAAAACGUCUUGAAGUGGUCAGCUUCGAAGAAGCACGUUCAAAAUUCGGACAGACACGUAUUUACUCUGGUAUGAUGAACUGUCUUUCUGAAAUCAUUCGCAACGAUGGUUUUACUGGACUUUACAAAGGCAUAGCUCCAAGCCUGAUCAAAGCCUAUCUGUCCACUGCUGUGACUUUGACUAUAUACGAUUCGAUUUGUAAUAAUCUACGGCAAACAUCAUCUGAUUAG
Adineta ricciae is the source of this 1914-nucleotide messenger RNA. The record is from the annotation of a GenBank genome assembly. Lineage: Eukaryota; Metazoa; Rotifera; Eurotatoria; Adinetida; Adinetidae.